GACAUGACAGCACGGGACUUAGUACAGCAACGUACUACUUUAGACAAUGGAGACACCGUGUGGAGAAACUCCGCUUUAGUCGACGCGGCGUUGAAGGGACACCUGGCUGUGUUGGAUGGUUUACAUAGGAUACAUGCGAGCACUCUCGCUGUAUUACACAGUAUGGCCACUCCCGCUGCCCGCUGACAGCGCCACUCACCCGCUCUCGGUU
Molecule: messenger RNA, 211 nt
Organism: Leguminivora glycinivorella
Lineage: Eukaryota; Metazoa; Arthropoda; Insecta; Lepidoptera; Tortricidae
Product: von Willebrand factor A domain-containing protein 8-like
Exons: 2
Coding region: 4-186 (60 amino acids)
Cellular component (GO): cytoplasm
Molecular function (GO): ATP hydrolysis activity; ATP binding
Source: RefSeq, a predicted model, not a curated record